Harmonia axyridis is the source of this 1233-nucleotide messenger RNA. Its product is annotated as U3 small nucleolar ribonucleoprotein protein IMP4. NCBI's taxonomy places the organism in Eukaryota, Metazoa, Arthropoda, Insecta, Coleoptera, Coccinellidae. The record is from RefSeq and is a predicted model, not a curated record. Gene Ontology annotation, cellular component: small-subunit processome; Mpp10 complex; nucleolus. Gene Ontology annotation, biological process: rRNA processing. Bases 87 to 1016 code for a protein of 309 amino acids. Gene Ontology annotation, molecular function: snoRNA binding; rRNA primary transcript binding. The transcript has 2 exons.
GCUCUAUUCUCAUUUCUCUUGUAACCUCUAAAUGAAAAGUGUUCGACAACGAGAUUUUUUGUUAAAAAAGUAAUUUAACAUACAAAAUGUUUAAAAGAAGUGCUCGUUUGAGGCGAGAAUAUUUAUAUAGAAAGUCAGUGGAAGAAAAACAACGUGCUAUACAAAAGAAAAAAGACCUAGUGAAGAAUAGUAUUGCGAAUAAUUCUACCAUUCAUGGUGACCUGCAAAGUAAGGCAUUGUAUUAUUCAAGAAAAACCGAGUACGAUGAUGCAGGACCUGAAAGACUCUUGCAGAUAGGUGGUGAAAGUGGAGGUGCACUUUCUAAUUCCCAAGAUGAUGAAUAUAGAUAUGCUGGUAUAGAAAACCCUAAAAUAAUGCUCACAACUUCAAGAGAUCCAAGUGCUAAAUUGAAACAGUUCGCAAAAGAACUCAGAUUGAUAUUUCCCAAUACUCAAAGGAUGAAUAGGGGAAACUAUGAAAUGAAACAAUUACUGGAUGCUUGCAGAGCGAAUGAUGUAACUGAUUUUAUUAUUGUACAUGAACAUAGAGGAGUACCAGACACUCUCAUUAUUUGUCAUUUACCUUAUGGACCAACUGCUUACUUCACUCUUUCCGAUGUUGUAAUGAGACAUGAAGUUCCUGAUAUAGGCACCAUGUCUGAACAGUACCCUCAUCUGAUUUUCCACAAUUUCCAAACUGAGCUAGCUCAACGAGUCAAGAAUAUUUUGAAAUAUCUAUUUCCUGUACCGAAGGAAGAUUCUAAAAGAGUGAUAAGUUUUUCAAAUCAUGAUGACUACAUUGUCUUCCGACAUCACACAUACAAAAAAGUGAAAAAAGAGGUUGAUCUCACCGAAGUUGGUCCUAGAUUCCAACUACGCCUCUACGAAAUUAGACGUGGCACUUUGGAUCAAUCAGACGCAGCAGAAGUGGAGUGGGCACUAAGACCUUACAUGAACACCGCCAAUAAAAGGAGAUUUCUCAGUGAAGAAGACGGGUGGAAACAAGAUACAACAUAAUUUAUAUUAAAUUGUUAGAAUUAAUUUAAAACACCUAGUAUCAACCAAUCUUUACAGAUUGGUGAAUACAAUGUGUUUUUCCAAGAUCUCCCAAGAUAGUAUUAAUUAAUCUCUACAGAUUGGUGAAUACAAUGCGUUUCCUGUUAAUAUUUUGUAAAUUAAAUUAUAACAUGUAAAUAAAAUAUAUUUUCAUUCAAAAUAGAUACAAUCAUUGACA